Pedinophyceae sp. YPF-701 is the source of this 1935-nucleotide messenger RNA. NCBI's taxonomy places the organism in Eukaryota, Viridiplantae, Chlorophyta, Pedinophyceae. The record is from the annotation of a GenBank genome assembly.
AUGGGGCCUCGAGGACGAACGCGUGACCUCCUCGACGACGUGUUGCGCGAGGUGCCGAGCGUGCUGGACAGGCUGUCGGACGAAGACAAGGUCAACCUGGCGGCGACACGAUGGAGCACGCUGGAGGCGGUGCUGCGCGGGUGCAGGGCGGUGCUGAAAGUCCACCUGAACGACCCGGUGCUGCAAGUGCUGGCGCGGCGGAUGGAGGAGGGGCCGUGCCGGGGGGAGCUUGCGACGUGCGGGCCGGGUGUGGCGAGGUACGGGAUGCGGGUGGCGGCGACGGACGCGGGGCAUCUGCUGGAGGCUGUACGCAAGGUCGGCGGGCCCCAGCCCGGCUCGAUUGGCGACCUCCCAGAGCACAACCGCCAGUGGAUCGACCUGGCGUGGGCGCUGACGUGCGGGGCGGAGAACGGGGAGGCGCGCGUGACUGGGCUGAAGGUGCCGCCGACGAGCGACGAGAACCACGCCACGAUGGAGCUGGCGGCGAUCCAGCACAUCCUUGCGUCACGGCCUGCCAGGGAACACCUGCGGCGCCUGGAGUGGACGGUACAGCACUCGUUUCCUUUGCCAUCGGACAACGGGCACAUCGAGCUCCUGACGAAGGCGAUGCGCGGGCUGUCGGCGCUGCAGCAUGUUCACCUCCAUGCGGCCCCAGCGAGCUGGAUGUACUUGAUCGGCGAGUACAGCCGCCUGACGACGCUCGAGCUGACGACCAUGACGGUGAGCGCGCACCAGAUGCGGGCGCUCCUGGACGGUCUGGAGCAGGCCAGGGAGCUGCGGCACCUGCGCCUGGAGUGUUUUUACCGCGAUGGGGACGGCGUCGGUGGCCGUCAGCUCCCAAACGCGUUGCGGGCCCCGCCCGCGGGCCUCGAGGUGCUCGACGUCUACGAUAGCACGUGCCCUUACGACUUGCGGGAGGCCACGAGCCUGCGCGCGCUGGUACUGACUGGCGGGGCAGGUUGCGACACUGAACCGUGGGAGGAGGUGGCGGCGCUGAUGGGACGGAGCAAGGAGCUGCGGCGCGUGACUGUGGACGAUGGCACAGUCUCGGAUAGUGACGUGUGCGCGGUGUUCUCGGCGCUGGGGCGGAGCACGGUGGAGGUCUUCGAGUGCGCGUGGGAGUUCUCGGUGUUCGUUGAUGAAGAAAUCCGCUCGGCUCUGACGGAGGCGCUGGUGUCGGGGCUGCGCAACAACCGGACGCUGCGGGAGCUAGCCCUGUCGCACGAGGCGGCACCCGGAGAGGACGAUCUCUUCCUGGACGUGCCCAAGGUUGCGGCGGCGCUGAAGGACAGCGGGGCGCUGCGGCGGCUGAAGCUGGACAGCGCCGCGAUUACCGACGACGAUGUGGUGGCAAUUGCGGAGAGCCUGCCUUCCAUGCGGUCGCUGGAGGAGCUGGAUCUGGGCUCGAUCAAACACGUGACCGGGAAGGGGUUGCAGUGGGCAGGAAACAGCUUGCGCGUCUUGCGGCUGCAAGGAGCCCAAUCUUUAGGCAAGGAGGGUCUUCGGGACGUGUUGUCCUCGCUGUGCGGCGGGUAUCGAGGCGGGAAUCUGCACAAGCUGCAGAUCUCAGGCAGCAGCAUCGGCGGCGCGGGCGCAGAACGCGUCGCGGCGGUGCUCGAGCACCCCGCAUGCUCGUUGCGGACGCUCAGCCUGACGAACAGUGGCAUCGGCGACGCCGGCGCGGAGGGCAUCGCUGGCGUGCUGGGACAGAAUCGCUCGCUGGUGUCACUCAACCUGACGGGCAACCGGCUCACGGACCGUGGGCAGAAGCGCCUGGCGGCGGCGCUGGCGGACAACAGCACGCUGCGCUUCCUGGAGCUGGGGGAGUGCUACAGCUCUUGGGGCCCGUCGCCGACGCCACUGGCGGGGCAGGUGCUGCAUGCGCAGCACUACGCGCUCGCGAUGCGGCACUUGAACACUCAGCACAUGAUCUAG